AUUUUGGAACCGUUUGACUACUACUCGAUGCCGGCUCUCUCCGAGCUGGACGACUUCGACCUGUGCCUCAGGAAACCAGAUGCGGUCUACUGCAUCGUAGAUCUCGAACUACUGGAAGAUGACACGCCAUUAUACCAAUAUAUUAAGAACUUCUCAUCCUUGUCCUAUAAAAACUACAAACAUUCAAAACUUCACCGUGGAAUAUGCGGCUCUCAAAACUGCGGAUUAAAUCUCACACACGCCAACGCAACAGAAAUAACUGCUGAGACUUUAAAGAGCUGCUUCAAUGCAUCAAUCCAUCAACGCUACGGCCUACAGGUCGACUCUCUCUCCGUCAGAUAUUGCAAAACCCAAAACGAUUAUAUUCCACCGGACACGUUAGAUUAUAUAAUUGGAGUACUGAUAUUGCUGCUGCUUCUGGUCAACCUUGGCUGCACAGUGUAUUACUUCUUCUGGCCACCAGAGAAUGGCGAGGGUAACAAAUACAUGUUGGCGUUCUGUAUGCAAAAGAAUUGGAAAGCUUUAAAAUACGGCGGUAGCGCUGAAGGUGGAAUCUUCAAAGGUUUCCAAGCUCUCAGGUUCUACACCAUGGUGAUGAUCCUUGGUCUCCAUUCAAUGAUAUUCAUUGGAUAUGGUUACACGGAAAAUCCUGAGUUCAUCGAAAACUCUUAUAACGAUUUCUUCAAAGCGUUGCUCUUCAACGCCCGCAUCAUAGUGCAGAUCUUCUUCGUGAUGGGAGGUUUCCUGAUGGCGUACAAGAUGAUGGUUUACGCCGAAACCCACCAGUUCAGUUUGAAGACUGUGCCGAUGGCGAUUGUUAACCGAUGGUUUAGAUUGAUGCCCGCUGUCCUCGUGGUGAUGGGACUCGCCAUGACGUGGGUGCCCCAUUUGGGUUCCGGACCCAUGUGGGAUGCAGUGGUCAAGCGUGAGCGGGACAUGUGCAGGAGCAACUGGUGGCAAUUGGUGAUUUUGAUGCCGAAUCUAUUCCCGUUUGAGCACCUCUGUUUACCUCAAGCUUGGUAUCUAGGAACUGACACUCAGUUGUUCUUCGUGACCUUGAUAAUUCUGCUCAUCAUCUGGAAGUGGCCGAGAUCAAGUGUACCAGUUCUGUUCAGCGUGAUGGCGAUCAGUCUCCUCAUCCCGUUCUUGCAGAGCUAUUUCAUGGAGUUACUACCAAUCAGAGUCAGCAUAUUCCCUGAAUCAAUAAGGGAUAUUUUCGGUUACAACGAUACGUUUUACCAUGCCUACGUGUCGGCGCAAGGAAAUUGGGCCGGCUACCAUCUUGGCGUUCUCACCGCCUGGUUCUAUCAUAAAGCACAGACCAAGAAAUGGGAUUUAGGUGAAUCUUGGUUAUUGAAGGCCCUUUUCCUCAUAUCAGUACCUGUGGCUUUCCUAACUGUUCUCAUGGGCUGGGACCUCCACCAUCGCGAGGCAUCAGCCUUUGAAUCUGCCGUAUUUAACAGUUUGAACCAGAACUUCUUCGCUUUCGCUAUCAGUAUAUUCAUCAUUGGAUACUUCUAUAAGUGUAACAAACUCUACGUCGGGUCAGUGGAAUGGGGUCCAUUACAGCCUCUCGGUAGAUUGUCCUAUUGUGCUAUGUUAUUGCAUGCGACCAUUCUCAGGACUUACGGCGGUCAGAUGAGAAGAUCGUUCUACGCUACAGAUUACACCGCUAUCAUGCUGUUCGCUGGUAUCGUAUGCACAACUUACCUUUUCUCGCUGCCGCUGUAUCUAUUCGUAGAAGCACCAGCGUGUAACAUCCAAAAGAUUCUAUUUGGGCCGAAGAGACCGAACAAGAAGGAGGCAGAAGUAAACGGAAGCGUUAAGCCUGGAAUAUCCAGCGUAUCCGUUUCAACAGUAUCUACACAUAUAUAAGACUUAUUAUUUUGUAAAAUUUGUACAUUUUAUUAUAAAUAUAUUGGUACCUGAUAAAA
Molecule: messenger RNA, 1934 nt
Organism: Melitaea cinxia (Glanville fritillary)
Lineage: Eukaryota; Metazoa; Arthropoda; Insecta; Lepidoptera; Nymphalidae
Product: O-acyltransferase like protein-like
Exons: 12
Coding region: 28-1875 (615 amino acids)
Molecular function (GO): acyltransferase activity, transferring groups other than amino-acyl groups
Source: RefSeq, a predicted model, not a curated record